AUGGCAAAGGCUGUCGAGAAAGCAGUUUUCCCUAUGACAUGGCUCUUGUACCAAGGGUUGAGAUUAUACUCGAUGGCCAGUCCAUUGAGCGCUCUUCGAGUGGGGAGCGCUCUUGUCUCAACGCUUGGUGCACAUGCCGACCGGCCAUUGAGGAGGAAAAAGACCUUGGAUGUCGGCACUGGUACUAGUGGUCCAGCCAUUGAUCAGGAGGGAUAA
This is a messenger RNA of Puccinia graminis f. sp. tritici CRL 75-36-700-3, 216 nucleotides long. RefSeq lists its product as uncharacterized. The coding region runs from base 1 to 216 and encodes 71 amino acids. The transcript has a single exon. Lineage: Eukaryota; Fungi; Basidiomycota; Pucciniomycetes; Pucciniales; Pucciniaceae. The record is from RefSeq and is a predicted model, not a curated record.